Molecule: messenger RNA, 971 nt
Organism: Anopheles stephensi (Asian malaria mosquito)
Lineage: Eukaryota; Metazoa; Arthropoda; Insecta; Diptera; Culicidae
Product: farnesol dehydrogenase-like
Exons: 2
Coding region: 85-822 (245 amino acids)
Molecular function (GO): oxidoreductase activity
Source: RefSeq, a predicted model, not a curated record
UAGCUAGACCGUCAUUCAUUCAGUGCUACGAUAGCCAUCCAUCCUUCCUGAGGUGCGAGUUUGUGUGGAACUGAUAGCGAGACGAUGGAUCGUUGGCACGGUAAGGUGGCCGUUGUGACCGGUGCUAGCUCCGGUAUUGGGGCGGCCAUUGUGAAGGAUCUCGCCAAAGCUGGCAUGAUUACGAUCGGACUAGCCCGGCGCGUUGAGCGGGUGGAGCAACUCAAGAAAGACCUACCAAAGGAGGCCGCCGCACGGUUACAUGCGAUGAAGUGUGACGUUUCCGUGGAGACCGAUAUCGAGCGAACGUUCCAGCGCAUCCGCGAUACGCACGGUGGUGUGGACGUGCUGGUGAAUAAUGCUGGAAUCGUUCGAUCGAACAAUCUGCUCGAUGUUGGCACGGCGGCAGAUCUACGGGCCGUACUGGACACGAACGUAACUGGCCUAGUUCUGUGUAGUCAGUGGGCGUUCAAAUCGAUGGUGGAGCGGAAAGUCGCCGGCCACAUUGUGCACAUCAACAGUAUCGCGGGACACAGUGUACCGUUCCUGCCGAAGCUGAACAUCUACCCCGGCACGAAGCAUGCGGUUACGGCUCUGACGGAAGUAAUGCGCCAGGAGAUGCGAGAAGCCGGAACGAAGAUUAAAGUGACGAGUGUCAGCCCCGGUGGUGUGAAGACAGAAAUUCUGAAUUCGGCCGAAAUCCCCGAGGGAAUGCCGCUGCUCGAAGCGGAAGACAUCUCAGCAGCGGUACUGUACGCGAUCGGUACACCGCCCCAUGUGCAGGUGCACGAGCUUAUCAUCAAACCGAUCGGGGAAGCUUUCUAACUACUGGAUUAAAGCUGGAUUAAACGGAGUAUGAAGGACUCACAGUGAGAAGCUCUUGGCCCAACAUAGUACGGGAAGAAUUGAAUCAUAAUUUGGCAUAUUAAAAAAAAAUAUCCCUAAUCUAUCAAGAAGGGUUCCGAAACACGAAA